Molecule: messenger RNA, 1116 nt
Organism: Fundulus heteroclitus (mummichog)
Lineage: Eukaryota; Metazoa; Chordata; Actinopteri; Cyprinodontiformes; Fundulidae
Product: tripartite motif-containing protein 16
Exons: 2
Coding region: 1-1116 (371 amino acids)
Source: RefSeq, a predicted model, not a curated record
AUGGAGAGGAUUGGAGUUCAACUAGAUCAAGCUAGCAUCUCUUGUUCCAUCUGUCUGGAUCUACUGAAGAAUCCGGUGACUAUUCCCUGUGGACACAGCUACUGUAAGAACUGUGUUAAAGAACAUUGGAAUGGAGAGGAUCAGAAGAGAAUCUACAGCUGCCCUCAGUGCAGGAAAACCUUCACACCAAGGCCCGUCCUGGUAAAAAAUAUCAUCUUAUCAAAGUUAGUGGAGGAACUGAAGAAAACUGGACUUCAAGCUGCUCCAGCUGACCAUGAAACAGUCCCAGCUGCAGCAGAAAGGGCUGAGAAGCAGAAGGAGCUCCAGGUGAGACGACAACAAAUCCAGCAGAGAAUCCAGGACCAAGAGAAAGAUGUGAAGCUGCUUCAACAGGAGGUGGAGGCCAUCAAUGUCUCUGCUGAUAAAGCAGUGGAGGACAGUGAGAAGAUCUUCACUGAGAUGAUCCGUCUGAUCCAGAAAAGAAGCUCUGAUGUGAAGCAGCAGAUCAGAUCCCAGCAGGAAACUGAAGUGAGUCGAGUCAAAGAGCUUCAGGAGAAGCUGGAGCAGGAGAUCACUGAGCUGAAGAGGAAAGACGCUGAGCUGGAGCAGCUCUCAGACACAGAGGAUCACAACCAGUUUCUCCUCAACUACCCCUCACUGUCAGCACUCAGUGAGUCUACACACUCAUCCAGCAUCAAUAUUCGUCCUCUGAGAUACUUUGAGGAUGUGACAGCAGCUGUGUCAGAGCUCAGAAACAAACUACAGGACAUCCUGAAAGACACAUGGACAAACAUCUCACAGAAAGUCACUGAAGUGGAUGUUUUACUGUCAGAACCAAAGACCAGACCUGAGUUUUUAAAAUAUGCAAGCGAGAUUACACUUGAUCCAACCACAGCAAACAGGAAGCUGUUUUUAUCUGAGGGGAACAGAAAAGUAACAUUUAUGGAACAGCAACAGUCUUAUCCUGAUCAUCCCAUCAGAUUCACUGAUUAUAAUCAAGCUCUAAGUAGAGAGAGUCUAACUGAACGUUGUUACUGGGAGGUGGAGUGGAGAGGAUGUGUUGAUGUAGCAGUUUCAUACAAGAACAUCACCAGACCAUUAGCGCUGGACGAUUGA